AUGGAAAGCAUUCAGCGAGCGGUCGUCUUGCUGGACUCCGGGCAUGCGCAUUCAGGAUGUGAAAGAGCGGCAGCGUUUCCACCUCGGCAGACCUCCAUAGCAACCACAUCGUUGAAAAAAAAUUAUGUUGAGACCUAUCUUCACAUCUUGACCUACUCCAUCUUGCUUUUCAUUGCCGGGACGUGCGCCGGUGAUCAGUCUGGCUGCAGUUUAGGCAAUGCCGAAGAAGGGCGGAAAUCUGCAGCCAAAAGAAAAGAGGAGGAUGCAGCGCGGAAGAAAGAGCUUGAACAGAAGCAGAAGGAGGAGGCAGCCAAACAGAAGAAGGAUUUAGAGGAGAAGAGAAGGCAAGAACAAAGGUCGACCCUGGCCAUAAGAAGGGUCAUCCAAAAGAUCAGAUUAGCCUCACCCGAGACCUUCGACGAGGUUCAAAAAGAGCUUCAGGAGAUCCUCAGGGUGGAGCUGGAAAAUACUGGCAGCCAAAAGGAGCGCAUCAAAGAGGAAAGCGAGAAAGGCCUGGAGCAAGCAAGGAAAAGACUCGACAGCAUCAAAGAGCAGCGACAGAAAGAGCUAGACAAGAAGACGGCGGAGGAAAAGAAACGAUUAGAGCAGCAAGCCAAGACAGAUGAGCUCCUCAAGGAGCUGAGCGCAUUGGUGGAAACAGCCGAGACGGGUGUGACCCGAUUGAAGGAGUUGGCGGCGCCGCUGUCCGACAAGAUCGAAGACAGCGUCAAGGAGGUCGAGGCGUGCGCUCUUGCUGUGGAAGAGGCUGGCAGCGAUGCCAAGACCGCCACCAAGGCUUGCACCGACUUCAUCCUGGUCAAUGGCAACGACAUCAAAGACUCUGCACCUGUCCUGGCGAUCCCUGGCAUUCAGGCAACAGGCGAGACCAAGCAGGCUUUGGGAAAGCUCUUGCAGCGCAUCAAUGAGUGCGGCAAAACUGCCGAGUCGUUGAUCCAAGCUGCAAGAGGAGCCAAAGAGCAGGCUGUCAGGCGCGCCUUUGCCAGGCAGAAGACCAAAGAGAUGGAGGCCAUGUUUGCAAAGUACGACAAGGACAAGGACAACGUGCUGAGCCAAGUGGAGGUUGUUGCAUAUGCCAAGAAAGAGAUGUCGGUGAACGUAGACAAGGCCCUGCUCGAGAAAGUCUGGAAAUGCACUGUGGACGCUGACGAGAAGGGUGUAGUUUUCGAGAAGAUGUCCUUGUUGAACGCCUCCAUCGGCAUCGCGCGGGAGAUGCAAAGAAACGAGCGCCGCAAAGCAGCGCGGAUAGCAAAGGAGCGGGUUCUGGCAGGGCUUCGGGAGAAGGUGAGGGCCAAAGUUCGUGAGGCAGAGCGCUUCGCAAUGGAGUUCGAGAAGGAGCUCCGGGCAACAGAGAAGGUCGUAGCUCCUUUGUUUGCCAAGGCCAAGACGUCUCCCUUUCUUGAAAUGGAGGAGGAUGCAGACCAUUGCGACAGCUUGGUCAAGGCUUGCAGAGCGACGGAGGAGAAGAUGCUGCAGCGGGUAAAAUCCAUUCCGCUUGGCUUCGAUAAGAAGUACGAGGACGACCUGAGGGAGUUCGUCAAGAUUGAGACGAAGCCCUUGGAGUCUCGAAUGGGUCGUGCGGACCUGCGCCUUGCAAGAGCUGCUAACCUCAGCAGGCGGCACCGUGAGCAGGGCUGGCGCAGAAGGGCACAGGAGAUGGAGGUUAUCCGCAGCUUUGCCAUGAAGGUGGCACGCCAAUUUGCCAGACUCAACAAAUUGACCUACGAGGAGCUCUUUGGCCACGUAGACUCGGAUGGUGAUGGAGCUCUGGAUGAGGAGGAGUUCAUCUCGUUCUUCUCCGCGAUCGACAAGGAUGUCAAGGAAGAGGAAUUUGAGCCCGAAGAGGUCGUGGCGGAGGAAGAGCCCGAAAAGCCGGUGCAGGUGAAUGCAUUGGAGGAAGCCGACAACGAUGGAGUAGAGGACACGAACGUGACGAACUCCAUCAAUGUAGGCACUGCGCUGGACCAGGCCCCGCUUCUGCAGGAGGCUGCAAGCCGCUUGCAAGCGAUAGCGGCCAUCAUGCUGCAAGCGACCCCCAAGCCGAAGCCGAAGCCGAAGCCCGUGGCAAAGGCAGAACUGACCUCGGAAGAGCUGAAAAGUCUCUUCCGAAACCUCCUGGAGCCGCACGAAGUGAAGAUCUCUCGCGAGGUCUUUCUUCGUAUAGUCAAGGUGUACUACAAAGUUGUGAAGGAGACACCAAUGACGGAGAAGUUAGAGGUCAACGGCAGCCAGACUGUCCACCAACUCAAAGUUGGCGAGAUCUUGGAAAUGCUCGAGGGCCCCGAAAAGGAGACUUCCUUGAAGGUCUUUCGUGCCAGGGGGAAGGUGGUCGGGGAUGAAAACGACAAGGAAGGCUGGGUUACCAUUGCAGGCAACCAGGGCACAAUUUUCCUUCAAGAGGGGGGUCACCUGUGGAAGGUCCUCAGGCAAAGUGAGCUCUCUGAAACUUUUGAGGACACCCAGCCAAAGGCAGGUGUCCGAAAAGUCAAGGAGGGGGAGGUGUUAGAGGUUCUGACCUGGCCAAAGAAAGAUGAGGAGUCUGGCCUGAAACGGCUGCGAGUCAGGGCGAAGAUGGAUGGAGCGAUCGGGUGGAUAACUCAGAUCAACAAGGAUGGCACCGUUCUUGCCGAUCCUAUCUGA
Messenger RNA from Symbiodinium natans, 2658 nucleotides. The record is from the annotation of a GenBank genome assembly. Lineage: Eukaryota; Dinophyceae; Suessiales; Symbiodiniaceae.